Suillus subaureus is the source of this 1524-nucleotide messenger RNA. RefSeq names its product pseudouridine synthase. Bases 1 to 1524 code for a protein of 507 amino acids. Gene Ontology annotation, molecular function: pseudouridine synthase activity; RNA binding. Lineage: Eukaryota; Fungi; Basidiomycota; Agaricomycetes; Boletales; Suillaceae. Gene Ontology annotation, cellular component: box H/ACA snoRNP complex. Gene Ontology annotation, biological process: box H/ACA sno(s)RNA 3'-end processing; rRNA pseudouridine synthesis; mRNA pseudouridine synthesis. The transcript has 7 exons. The record is from RefSeq and is a predicted model, not a curated record.
AUGACUUCAACGCUUACUCGCGAGCAAGUCGCCUCUGCCCAACUGCAGGGUGACUUCGCUAUAAAAUCUGAAAGUUUGCAGCCCAAACUCGACACAUCGGAAUGGCCCCUCCUGCUCAAAAAUUAUGACAAGCUACUCGUUCGCUCCAGUCAUUUUACACCCAUACCGUCUGGAAGCAGUCCAUUGAAACGAGACCUUGUCUCAUACAUCAAAUCAGGUGUGAUUAAUCUUGACAAACCUUCUAAUCCUUCAUCGCAUGAAGUCGUGGCCUGGUUGAGGCGCAUUCUACGUGUUGAGAAAACUGGACAUAGCGGUACGCUUGACCCUAAGGUCACAGGGUGCUUGAUUGUUUGUAUUGACCGCGCUACGCGAUUGGUCAAGUCCCAGCAAGGCGCAGGCAAGGAAUAUGUAUGCGUGCUGCGCUUGCACUCAAAUCUACCGGAUCCCACUGCCCUCCCUCGGGCAUUGCAGACACUCAGCGGUGCGCUCUUCCAGAGGCCACCACUGAUCUCUGCUGUAAAACGACAGUUGCGUAUUCGAACGAUAUACGAGUCGAAGUUGUUGGAGUUCGAUGAAAAACGUAAUCUUGCCGUAUUUUGGGUGUCAUGUGAGGCUGGUACUUAUAUCCGAACGCUUUGCGUUCACCUUGGUCUUUUGCUGGGCGUGGGUGGACACAUGCAAGAACUUAGGAGGGUAAGGAGUGGUGCGAUGUCGGAAAAUGAUGACAUUGUGACCAUGCAUGAUGUUUUGGAUGCUCAGUGGAUGUAUGAUAACACAAGAGAUGAAUCGUACUUGCGCCGCGUUAUCCGGCCUCUGGAGAGCUUGCUCGUGGGAUAUAAGCGCAUUGUUGUGAAAGACAGUGCGGUCAAUGCAGUCUGCUACGGCGCGAAGCUCAUGAUUCCUGGGCUCUUGCGCUACGAAGCGGACAUUGCAGUUAACGAAGAAGUGGUCUUGAUGACAACAAAAGGUGAAGCUAUAGCUCUGGCUAUUGCACAAAUGUCGACGGUUGAACUUGCCACUUGUGAUCAUGGAGUUGUUGCAAAAGUGAAACGAUGUAUCAUGGAACGUGACACCUACCCACGCCGUUGGGGUCUUGGACCCAUGGCUCUUCAGAAAAAGAAAAUGUAUGGUGAGAAGAAUGAAGCAACACCUGCGGAAUGGAGCAAGGACUACGUGGACUACAAUCGAGAGCAAUCCGGCCCUUCCACGAUUACCCCUGCACCUGCCCAAAAAGUGGAGGUAGUCGCAGAACUUGUUGCCGAGGCUAUUUCCCCGAAGAAAGAUGAGAAGGAGAAAAAACGGAAACGGAAGUCGGAGGCAGCCGAAUCUGUUGCCGAUGUGUCCAUGGCAGAAGCACCUGCAGCGGAAGACGAUGUGGAUAAAGCAGAGCGGAAGAAGCGGAGGAAGGAAAAGAAGGGAAAGAAGGAGGAAGGAAAAGAAGAGGAUGAUGAGGCUCGACGGGAGAGGAAACGGCUUAAAAAAGAGAAAAAAGCUAGGGAGUCGAUGGCAGCUGCAGACGAGUAG